CACUGGUGAAAAGGAUAUUGGAUUCUGAAUGUGAGAUGAGCAGCAUCUUGUAACACUGACGCUACUUUUUUACAUGCAGGUGUGGAGUCUGGAGCGUAUUCCACUACCGAACUUUUCGACAUAUGUUGUCUAUACAACAGUGUCACUGUUGGGAUCAGUUUUGCGUGUGUGCUAUCAAGUAACCAAGAAUGCAGAUUCCAGUGCCUUUAUUAAUUCUACUACACCUAAUUCUUCCACUAAUGCUCUUAACAGCUGUCUUGAGGACAGCUGGUGCUUUUGGAGUGUCAUAAACUUCGGGUACUGCUUAUUGAUAUGCGUUGCAAGAGAGCUGCAAAAUAUGUUCUUCGGCCAACUCAGAAGUGCAGAAGAUUCUCACAUCAGAGAGAACUUCUCUAGUUUUAUUUUCUAUAAAGUGGUUUUUAUUUAUGGUAUACUGCAUGUAGAAGCGCUUCACGAACUUUUACUUUGGGCCACUUGGUUUUCCAUUCUUGGUUUUUUACGUCUUCUCACUGGUCUAAUCAGGGAUCGUUCGCAAUAUAUUCUCCGCUGUUCCGACUCUUCCUUCACAUAUCAGGGUAGAAUCUUCCUGCUAUGUUGUUUACUUUUACUUCUCAGUAAUUUUUUAAUGGUUGUGUCUAUUAUUGUGGGUGCGAAGCAUUCACUUCACACGAUGUUCUUCAUGCUUGCCGAAGUAUUUCAGUUAAUGAUAGUCACAGUACAUGUAAUCACAUGGUAUGUGGUUUACGUAUACUGUGAACUUGCUUCUCGACCAAGUAAUGGAGAUAAGUUAUACCACCGAUUUGUUAUUCUGUACUACACGGAGCUUCUCUACGAUUCAGUCGCUGACUUUGGUGAUUUGUUACACAAUCUGCACAUGUUAUUUUGGAAUAAACUUCAAAUUAAUAUGUCCAGUAUAAUAAUCGCUCUACACCUUCAGCAUUUGUAUUAUAAAAUGUCAAAACGAAUUGUGCAUCACAGGCGCUAUAGGACUGUAUUACGAGUUUUGGACUCAAGGAUUAUUCAUUUGGAAUCCAAAGAAAAUUGUUCUAUUUGCUGGGAGGAAAUGAAUAAAUCCUGCCAACUUCCUUGUGGUCAUAUUUUCCAUACUGCCUGUUUAUACUUGUGGAUUGAACAGAACACUAACUGUCCUAUAUGUAGGAAGUGCUUUGAUGAUUUGGGCGAUCCUCAGGUAAAUACAUUAUCAACCAAUACGAUGUCUGCAGCACCUUUUACUUCCUCUUCCACUACUGCAUCCUCUGAUAACGCAGAGAGUUUCAAUAUUGGAUCUAGUUUCUGUCCUUUCUCACCUUCAACUGGUCAGGGGGAUGUGCAAAGCGAGGAUAUCCGUAUAACGACAAAGUUACGCGAAAAAAGUACUCGGAUUUCCAAGCCUUCUGACUUUCGCGAUCAAAUUGUUUCAGAUUCACUCCUUUCAACGAAUGCAUUUGUGUCAUCUGACGAGCCAUAUUUCUCAGCGAUGGUGAGUAUGGAUCGACUUUUAGAUGUACAUGAUCAAUUAAUUGCCGAAGACGUUGCAAAUGUCCGAUCUCGUCCAAAGAAUGCAUUGCCCGCUAAAUUCCUAGCUGCACUAGAAGCAGAAUUGCUACGUCAUUUUCGUUUACCUGAUAAUUUAAAUAAUUCUCAGUUGAAAUCAUUCAGAUGUCAACAGCUGAAUAGGUCACUAAUUGUUCAACGUGAUCAUAUACCUUCUGACAAUUAUCAUGUCCAAAAAAUAGACUCAUCUGUUUCUGAUCAAAGUCCACUCAUUUCAUCAACGGAUAAUAAUUUAUCCUCUACAAUAUACUCUUCUCAAAGUUCAUCAUCAGAUUCAUCGCAUACUGAUGAUGAAGACAAUGAAUUUCCUCCCAAACGUGUCUUACGAUUGGCAAUAAGACGAUUGCUAGAGAGAGUGAGUCAAUCUGUAUUGGUAUCUCGAAAAGCGUGUCAGUGUCAACUAGUUCGGCUACAUUCUGAUGUUUCCAAUCUGUGCAAAUCGAUAGAAGCUAUCUCGACGGCCAACGAUAUCACUAGUCAAAAUUCAUCUCUUUCACCUUCAUCAUCGUCAUCAUACUCGCCUAAUCUUCCUCUUCCCGUCCAAGGUUUUGAGCGUAAGAGAUCAUCCAUUUCAAAGUUAAAUGAAGUUGUGUAUCCACAGCAUAUGUCAUCAGCAGAAUGGCAUCAGUGCAGUUCAAAUUCAGACUUUGAUUCUCAUUGUCCAUCAGAUGGAGAGCCACCUGUUGAAGACAAUUGUUGUAAACGUAAUUCGUGUACAGAAUCAUGCUACUUCGACUCUGUCAAUCGUUUUCAUCACAGAAGUGGACAACGCAAGGAGUCUCUAGUACCUCGUGGGGAACACUCUAGACGUUCAGCGCGGCGCUGUUAUUUAAAGCGAACAAAACAGAUAUAAAUCACCCUUCAUCUUUCUGCACAUUUCUACUGAAACCUAAUUUUAUUUGCAUAAUUAUAAUUUACAUUUGCUGAGUGUUUUUCUCUUUGUAUAAUAUAUUUUCAACAUGGUACUUUCUUUUUUAUUUCCAUAUUUUGCUAAAUUCUACAGUCUUUUUCCUUGGUUUUGUACUGUGUACGUCAACGUUUGUAGCCACAUUCAGUUUAAUAAACUUUGCCCAAAUCUCUCACUUCGCAGCUCUUUCUCACUAACUGAUAACUAAAUACUCACUGUCAGAUAGUAGUCAUUGAUGUUCCCAGAUUCUAAGGGCUUUUCUCUUCAAAAGAUCCGUUUAUGGCUGUGUUUAUUUUACUUUCUUAUUGUGUUUCUUUUCUCUUGCAUCAUUGCAAAUUGUUAAUGUACUGAGUAUGAGUGCAUGCGCAUUUUUCAGUAUUUCUGUGUUUCUGUCUCUGCUUUUUGCUGAUAUUCAUUCUAAAACGAUUUAUUGGUAUUAUUUUUAAGAAUAGUUCUUCUUUAGGUUGACUGAUUUAUUUGUUACUGAUUUGUUUUCAAUAAGAUUUCUACUUUGAUAUUGACUAAUGCACUAGUGUUCUUGGUUUUAACGGGUUCCUUUCCUAAUUGACAGAAGUGUGUGUGUGUGUGUGUAUGCAUCCAAUGAGGAGUCGUAUUGUUUUCCUAUUUUGAAUCACUCACCUAACUAUCAUAACAGUGUUUUUCUUCGUAAUAACAGAUUUUUCGUCAGAAAUAUAUUCAAGCAU
Messenger RNA from Trichobilharzia szidati, 3165 nucleotides. NCBI's taxonomy places the organism in Eukaryota, Metazoa, Platyhelminthes, Trematoda, Strigeidida, Schistosomatidae. The record is from the annotation of a GenBank genome assembly.